UAAGCAGCCCAGGCGAUGGAGAUCGAGAUUGGAGAUGAAAUUGCUAUUGUGGGAAUAGGAUGCAACUUUCCUGGAGGUGAUGGAAUUGACAAUUUCUGGAAAGUCCUGGAGGAAGGCAAAAACUGCACAGUAGAAAUCCCCCCCGAGAGAUUUAAUGCCAAAGAGUGGUAUGAUCCGGAUGAUAACAAGCCAGGAAAAAUAUGUACAACACGAGCUGCUCUUCUUAAUGAAUUUAAUUCAUUUGACAACCACCUGUUUGGGAUUAAUGAUCUGGAAGCUGAACGCAUGGAUCCACAACAGAAGUUACUGAUAGAAUGCACCUACAAAGCCCUGGAGGAUGCAGGAGUCCCUGUAGAAGCUGUCAGUGGCACCAAAACAGGUGUUUUUGUUGGUCUUAUGAAUCGAGACUAUGAAAUCGUAACGAGCAGAGCAGUGAAUGACAUAAAUCAUUAUGAUGGUACAGGAACAGCAAUGAGCAUUGCUGCAAACAGGGUCUCAUUCACAUUUAACCUGACUGGACCAUCACUGACUAUUGACACUGCAUGUUCAUCUUUUCUUUUUGCUCUGCACUACGCCUUGCGAGCAAUUAAAUCAGGGGACUGUGAGGCAGCAAUCUGUGGCGGAGUGAACUGCAUAAUAGAUCCCCGCACCUUUGUAUCUCUCAGUAAAGCAAAAAUGAUCUCUCCAGAGGGAAUAAGCAAACCCUUCUCCAAAAAGGCAGACGGCUAUGGAAGGGGAGAAGGCUGUGGUGUUGUUUUCCUCAAACCACUGAAAAAGGCAAAGGAAGACUACAGCAAAAUCUGGGGUGUUAUAAACAUCAGUGCAGUAAAUCAGAAUGGUAGGUCCAUAACUCCAAUCACAAGACCGUCUCAAGUAGAGCAAGAGAAGUUACUGCGCAGCAUUUAUGAAACUCAUGUUGAUCCCUCAGUUGUGCAGUACAUUGAAGCACACGGUACAGGAACUGCUGCUGGAGACCCUACUGAAGCUGAAAGCCUAGGUAGUGUCAUUUGUAAAAACAGGUCUUCACAAGUUUCCAUUCUGAAAAUGGGUUCAGUGAAAGGGAAUAUUGGCCACACUGAAUCAGCUGCUGGAGCAGCAGGGUUAAUCAAAGUGCUUCUGAUGAUGCAUCAUGGAAAGAUUGUUCCGUCCUUGCACUACUCAAAGGAGACGAGCAGCAUUGAUACAGAGAAAUUACACCUUGCAAUUCCCACAGCUGUAGAGCCCUGGGAAGAAUCCAGUGAGUAUGGAAGAGUAGCUGGCAUCAACUGCUUUGGAUUUGGAGGAACCAAUGCUCACGUUGUAGUCAGGCAGGUUAAGCAGCUAGAGCCCCUUCCUGCCUUUAAGAGGCCCCUUGAAUUAGUUCUGCUGUCCGCAGCAUCAAGUAAGUCCCUUCAGGUGACAAUGGCCGAUACAGCUGACCAGCUGAACACAAGAAACUCCAUAACUCUCCCAAGCCUGGCCUAUACAUCUGCCUGCAGACGAAGCCAUGCCAACUACAGGUACCGAAAAGCAUUUGUCACAAAUUCUCUCCAGCACUUGCAGCAAGAGGUUAUGUUGGCAGCAAGCACUGAACUUGCCAUGUCAAAGGUGGAACCACGCCUGGUGUUUGUGUUCUGUGGCAAUGGUGUAAUGGUGAAGGAGUUCAGUCUGACAUUGCUGAGCUCAGAGCCAGUGUUCAGAGACAAGUGUAAGGAAAUAGAAGCACUUUUUCGGAAACACGCUCCCAUCAGCCUCCUGCCAGCAAGAGGUCAUAGCCCAAAGGACUUGUUGAAUCCAGAGCUUUCCCAGCCCUUGCUUUUUACCCUGCAGGUUGCCUUAGCUUCCCUUCUGAAAUACUGGGGUAUUAAGCCAGAUGCUGUUGUUGGCCACUCAGUAGGGGAAGUUGCUGCUGCGCAUUUUGCUGGGUACCUUUCCCUGGCAGAUGCAGUCAAAGUGAUUUAUCACCGGAGCAGGCUGCAGGCAAAGACUGCCAGUGGCAGGAUGUUGGUGGUUGGAAACAUUCCUGUUGAAGAGAUUGCUGAACGUCUGCAUCACUACUUGGGAAAGGUGUGCAUUGCAGCUUUCAACAGCCCAGUUUCCUGCACCUUGUCUGGGAAUUCAGACUCUGUGGAUGCUGUCCGGAGAGAUUUAGCUCAAGCCUUCAGCCACAGAAACAUCUUUCUUCAUGUGUUAAAUGUCCCAGCUGCGUACCACAGCCCCAGCAUGGAUGUGAUACUUGGGGAGUUGGAAAAGAACAUACAGCCUUUAGAAAAACGGAAGGGGGAAACUGAAGUGAUUUCGACCCUGACUGGGGUGGCUGCUUCUGAAAAGGACUUUGCUCAGGGCAAAUUCUGGGCCCGGCAUACUCGCGAGCCUGUUGCUUUCACUCAAGCCAUCAAAACUGCAGCUAGAGACAGGGAAAAUGUGAUGUUUGUGGAAAUAAGUCCUCACCGAGCAUUGCAGCGAAGCAUAAAGGAAACUCUAGGAAAAGGCACAAAGGUGUUCUCUUCUUUGCAAACCGAUGCAGAGUAUCAGACACUCUUCACCCUGGUAGGAAAUCUGUUUGAACUGGGAUAUAAUCCCAACUGGCAGCACUUUUAUAAUGGGUAUCAAAGUGUUCCAGUGGCCAUUCCACGGUAUCAGUUUGAUCGCAAAAAACUCAUGGCCCGUCUGGAUAUCCAUCAACAAGCAAACCGAAGAGGUGUCAGCUCCAGUCAUCCUUUGAUUUAUGGCAUAAACAGUGAAAACAUGGAGUUUGGCUGCCUGCUGUCUCAUGACACAACAUCGUACUUAUAUGAGCACAAGAACAAUGGUGUGGCUUUAGUCCCUGGUGCUUUUUAUGUGGAACUUGGUCUGGCCUCUGUGAUGAGCAGCUCAAGACCUAAAGUGCCUCUGAGUGCUUGCCAGAUGAGUAUCAGUUUUUCUGCGCCAUGUGUUCUCACACAGAGCUCCCAAGUCUUGAGUAUCAAGCUGAGUCCACAAAAAGCAGUGACAGCUUUUGAGAUACUCUCUUCCUCCAAUGCAGUUUAUGCUGCAGGCCAAGUUACAAAGAGGCCUGAAGCUGUGGUGGAAGAAAGUACCAUUUCCUUCCAAGACAUCUAUCAAAGAUGCAGGUCAGUGGUUAGCAGAGAGGAGGUUUAUGAAGCACUCUCUCAGGUUGGCUUUCAGUAUGGCUCCAUAUUCCGGCAGCUCAGUGAUGUGCAUUAUUGCCAGGAACUAAAGGAAGCUAUAACAAGCAUAAAGGUGAACAAGGAGACCGUCGGAGAGAUGUACAACUACUGUAUCCAUCCAGUGCUGCUCGAUUGUUUUCUGCAGAUGACGGCUGUCAUGACCUCAAAGACAUUCCAGUCCAGAGCAGGCUUUCCUUCUGGGAUAGGCAGCCUGGUAGUGCUCCGACCACUGGAGGAAGAAAUGAUGAUGUAUAUGAGAACAAGCAAAUCCAUUGGGAACUGCCUAGAGGUCUGUGGAUGCUUUAUGGACAAACGUGGUUCCGUUUUGGCUGAACUCAAGCGCGUUGCCAUCACUUUCAUGAAGGAAGCAUCUUCCAGAGACAAUGAGUUCAUGUUUGAAAACAAGUGGAAAGAAGUCUCUCCUUCACAGAUGAUUGGACCUCCAGGGGCUAUGCCCAGAGUCCUAGUGUUUGCGGACAAAUUUGGGAUAGCUGAGCAGCUCAAAAAAUAUUUGCAUCCUGAUUCAAGACAUGUUACGUAUGAAGACUGGGAAGCCCUUUUGGAAGGCCACACACAGAAUAAAAUGAGAGCAGAGGUUGAGGAUUAUGAUGAAGUUCUGUUCCUGUGGGGAAUUCAAAAGUUGAAUGAAGAUUUCCCAAGCAAAGUGGUAGACCAAUUGGCAAAGUGUUGUGAAGCCUAUCGUCAAGUUAUUGUGGCAUUAAGAGAGAAAACGUCUCGCUGUUCAGUCAGAGUUAUCACCUACAGAACCACAGAAAGAAGUGUAGACCACAUUAACUGUGGGUUUGCAUUGUAUGGCAUGACCAGAACUUGUGUCGUUGAAGUUCCAGAAAUCACGUUUCAGAUGAUUGACCUCAGCUCUUCCAGUUCCCUGGACAUCUCAGUGCUAGCAGAUGUUCUUGUCAAAUACAAAGGUGUGGACUAUCCAGAAAUUUGCAUCAGCCAAGGAAGAAUUUACAUGGCUGAAAUCAGACGCUCACCUUUUGUAGAUGCAGAUUACAGCCAACCCAUAAGAUCUCUCCAGAAGUCAGAAACAUUCACUUUGUUCACUUCUGAUCCGUACACAGCAAAAGAUUUGUCUGCUGAAUUAUCCACCAGCACUGCCACUCAGCUUGAAAAACAGAGCGUUGAAAUUCGGGUGGAUAAAAUAUGUCUCCACUCAGAAGAUUAUUUUCCCAUUACUGUUUCUAGUCGUAACUUUGGUAAUACACUGUAUUGGAAUUCACAAGCAGUAGACAAACACAGACUUUUAGCUCUUGAUUUCAGUGGCACAGUAACAGCAACAGGUGUCGAUGUGAAGAAAGUUAAAGUGGGAGAUCAUGUGGCUUCAUGUUAUCCAGCUGCUGCGUCAUCCAGAGUUCAGAUUCCAGGAACAGUUUGUUUGAAUGUAAAGAAAUUCCCAUGCUUUCAGAAUGUCCCUUGUGUGUCAUACUUUAUCAUUGCAUGGGAAAUCUUCAAUCAGAGGUUACCCAAGGGGAAACAUGGCAGAACACUGGGUAUUAUUUCUACAGAGCCAUCAUCAGUUUUGUGCCAUGUUCUUUCUGCAGCAGCAGAAGAGAUGGGUUGGAGAACAGUACUCGCGAGGCCCACUCCUGAUAAGUUCCAGUAUAUAAACUUAUGCAAUGCCCUUGUUGUUCUUCCUCCAGUAAACAGACUGUCUCAGGAGGAUCUGGCCCACAUGUACUUUCUUAAAGAUGUGGUGAUAGUGUGUGGCAAUCGACAGUCUGAAUGUAUCCAGAAUGUCAGUGGAAUUGAUCAUGAAAAUAUCAGCUUUCAUACCCUUACACUUAGCAGCAUUUUCCAGAAAGCAUCUCUAAAGGAAUUGCAAAAGACUGUGCAUGCAUGGAUCAGUUCCAUGGAUAUGAAACAGUUUAGACAUCUAUCAGGUUCUGUUUUUCAGCAGACGGAGAACUUUGCAAGAAUGAACUCUGUGAUGUCCUAUUUUACCAGCAAAUCUGUCCCACUUGCUGUACUGAGAAGACAGAAGGACAUCACCAUGCUUUCAGAUAUACCGUUGUAUGAAUCCCAGAAGAAGUUGUUUAAGCAGAAUGCAGUUUACGUAGUAGUUGGGGGGCUCACUGGACUUGGCUUUGAAACAGUGAAAUUCAUAGCUAAGAAUGGAGGCGGGUGUAUUGCAAUACUCUCCAGGAGAAUUCCAAGCAAUGAGAAGCAAGAAGAGAUGAAGGCUUUGCAGCAGCAGUAUGAAGAGAGCAAAGUAGUGUUUGUGCAGUGUGAUGUUACUUCGACCAGUGAUGUUGAGAAAGCUUUCCAGUCCAUUGCGAACAUCUUUGCAGGGAGUCCAAUCAAAGGUGUGUUCCAAAGUGCUGUUGUUUUACACGAUGGCCGUCUUGAAGUUCUGAACUUGGCUGACUUUCAGAAAGUGCUGAGCCCAAAGGUAGCAGGGACCCUAAAUCUUCAUUGGGCUACCACAGGCCAGGAGCUUGACUACUUUGUGUGCUACUCCUCUGUUACUUCCUUUCUGGGAAAUUCCACUCAGGCAAACUAUGCAGCUGCAAACUCUUUCUUGGAUGUCUUCUGCCUCUACAGGAGGAACCGUGGGCUUUCAGGCCAAUCCAUUAACUGGGGUGCUUUGAACCUUGGUGUACUGUUCAAUCAAAACCAUAUUCAGAACAUUCUGGAAUCCAAGGGCAUAGACAUUCUGCAAGUGCAUGAAAUUCAUGAGUAUCUCAGGAAGAGCUUACUUAUGAAUAACCCGCAGCAAGCUGUCGCCAAAUUAAAUUUUCAAGCUUUAUUGCAUCAUGUUUUUUCUCGGAUUAUUUCACUCAAAAGUCGCUUCAUUUCACUUAUGUCAGAAGAAUUCAGGAACAAGCUUGAAACCUCUGAGGAAACUCAAGUCCAGGGUACUGCCUCAAUCAAAUCUGAAGACUACAUCACUUCACUGGUGAGUGACCUCACUGGAUUGAGCCCAGAUGAAUUAACCAUGAAUACCCCACUUUCAUCAUUGGGCAUAGACUCUAUGUUAGCGAUGACAAUUCAGAACCGUGUCUUUCAAGAGAGAAAGGUGGACAUACCUCUUCUGAAACUGCUUGAGCCUCACACAACUCUGUCAAGUUUAGUAGUAGUUUUAGAAGAAACAAGCAAUGCUAAUGGAAUAGUUGAGACAAAAAAUGCUGCGGUUGAAAGUGCAGAAAAUGGGAGCUGGCUAUAGGAGUCUUCUCACUCAGGAACUGUCUAACUUUGAAGAUACCUGCACCCUUUGUAGUAUCUCAGAAUACGUCAUUGCAGACAGAGAAGAACAUCUGGUGAUGCUGAAUGGUCUCUUCUGCAUCGACCCAGAAAAACCCACACCAGGUUCUUCUGCCAUUGCACUAGCUGUAUUAAUUUCAGUCAAUUGUUUGACUUGUUACUUUCAGUAUAUUUACCUUCAUUUUUUCAAUAUUUUAAACUGGAAAUAGGUAGAUUAAUACAUAUACAUUUUCAUUUGGCAAAUUUGUACGUUCAAUGCACAUUGCAUUUUUCAAACCAUAUUAAAGUCUUGAUGAAAAUGAUGUGUUUGUACUUCUAAAUGAUGAAUGUACAUGUAAAGCAGCACAGGAUUAUCACCAUUUUUGUCAUUAUAUUCUUAAUGUAUUAUUCUUUUUGGAAUAUUAUCAAAUGUGUAUAAAUACAGGCAUCUUUUUGAAAGACUUCUAGACGUUGUGAAUUUCAAAGGUUUCUUCUCAAAAAAUUGCACUUAAU
This is a messenger RNA of Grus americana (Whooping crane), 6866 nucleotides long. Its product is annotated as phthioceranic/hydroxyphthioceranic acid synthase-like. The transcript has 6 exons. Lineage: Eukaryota; Metazoa; Chordata; Aves; Gruiformes; Gruidae. The record is from RefSeq and is a predicted model, not a curated record. Bases 16 to 6336 code for a protein of 2106 amino acids. Gene Ontology annotation, molecular function: fatty acid synthase activity. Gene Ontology annotation, biological process: fatty acid biosynthetic process.